Messenger RNA from Siniperca chuatsi (mandarin fish), 2153 nucleotides. It is a transcript of the gene fdps, whose product is annotated as farnesyl diphosphate synthase (farnesyl pyrophosphate synthetase, dimethylallyltranstransferase, geranyltranstransferase). NCBI's taxonomy places the organism in Eukaryota, Metazoa, Chordata, Actinopteri, Centrarchiformes, Sinipercidae. The coding region runs from base 257 to 1450 and encodes 397 amino acids. The transcript is spliced from 9 exons. Gene Ontology annotation, cellular component: cytoplasm. The record is from RefSeq and is a predicted model, not a curated record. Gene Ontology annotation, biological process: trans, trans-farnesyl diphosphate biosynthetic process. Gene Ontology annotation, molecular function: dimethylallyltranstransferase activity; (2E,6E)-farnesyl diphosphate synthase activity.
AUGUCAGCUAACGCUUCCUUUCAUGACAAGGGAACUUGCUAGCUAAUAAUAGUAAUUCUCUUUACCUAGCUAACGUAAUCCUUGCUCUUGUUUACUGAGCUUAGUGGGCAAUGAUGCAAGCUAGCUACCUUGACAGUUUUCCUAAACCGUAACACGUUAUUGACGUUAUGUGAUUAAUCAGUUUACCGGUACAGUCCGACAAGUUUGACCCCAGCUUUUUUACGGUUGGUCAGAACAUUUGGACGGUUGGUUGGGAAUGAGACGUUUGCUGAGCUGGGUCAUUAAUGCCCCUAAAAUAAUCCGGACCACGCGGCUGGCCGUCUCCCCGAUUAAGUUAAAAAACACAUCUCUUCUGCUGUGCACCUCGUCUUUCCAGGGAGACAGCAUUUGCAAUGGGACCCAUAACAAAAAGGCGUUACUGUCAGAUCCUCAGUUGUUUGAAGCCCAGUUUGAGGAGCUGGUGAAGGAUCUUUCAGAGAGGGACCUCACCGAUCCUGCGCUUGUUGAUGCUCUGAGCAGGUUGAGAGAGGUUUUGGUGUACAAUUCCCCUGGAGGCAAGAGGAACCGAGGCCUGUCUGUGAUUGGCUCACUGAGGGAGCUUCUCCCACCCAAUCAGCUCACACAGGACACAGUGCAGCGGGCUCUCAUGGUUGGCUGGUGCAUUGAGUUGCUUCAGGCAUUUUUCCUCGUGGCAGAUGAUAUCAUGGAUGCAUCUGUGACUCGGAGAGGACAGCCCUGCUGGUACAAGAAGGAUGGAAUAGGUCUGGAUGCCAUCAAUGAUUCAUUUCUCUUAGAAGGGUCAAUCUACAGACUGCUUCGCAGACAUUGCAGGGAUCAGCCCUAUUACGUCCACCUACUGGAGCUAUUUACUGAGACAUCUUUCCAGACCGAGCUCGGCCAAGCUCUGGACCUCAUGACGGCUCCCCCUGGUCAGAUUGACCUCAACAGAUUCACCAUGGAGAGGUAUAAAGCUAUUGUGAAGUACAAGACUGCCUUUUACUCUUUUUACCUCCCAGUGGCAGCUGCAAUGUACAUGGCAGGAAUCGAGAGUGAAGAGGAACACAAUAAUGCCAAACACAUCUUACUUGAGAUGGGAGAGUUCUUUCAAAUACAGGAUGACUACUUAGACUGUUACGGAGACCCUGCUGUGACAGGAAAGAUUGGUACAGACAUCCAGGAUAACAAAUGCAGCUGGCUGGUAGUGACAGCCCUGGAAAUCAUGACUCCUGAGCAGAGAGCAGAGCUGGAGGCAUGUUACGCACGCCAUGAUGAUGCCAGUGUGGAAAAGGUCAAAACCUUGUACAACACCCUGCAAAUGCCAACACUGUACCACAGAUAUGAAGAUGAGAGCUACCAGCGGCUACAGAAACUCAUCGCUUGUCACGCUCAAAACCUUCCUCACUCAGUCUUCCUCAACUUUGCCAAGAAAAUAUACAAGAGGAACAAGUGAGAGGGAACGGUGGUCAUAAACAGCGUCAGGUGCAUCAGCAUGGUUCCCUUUUGACAUUUAUCCUGACGCACAGAUCAAGUCCUUUCUCGUUUUAAAGAGGGUUUGCCAGAAACAAGGCUCUCGCUCCCAACAGUGUGACCCGAAUAGGACUGAUAUUUAGAAAUCCUGUUUUUAACUUUGCAAUGAUUUGUAGAUAUUUGGUUGUGAAUGUCAUCAAACAGCCUGUCUCAUUUGCUCCAUGUUAUCUAUUUAUUGAACCCAGGGCCUAAUGUACACUGUCUCCAGUCAUUUCUCCACUGAAGAAUCCCGUGGAUAUGAGAACAACUGAAAUGAAUCACACGUGGACUGGUCUAGCUUUCAUAUUUGUCUGCCCUGGGGAGUCCACGGCAGGAUGAAGGGACAAAUCAAAUCAGAUAGUCAAAUAGUUUUGAUUUUGUAGGAAUAGAUGUAUUGAUUGAUUAGGGACUAAAAGGGACAGUACAUAUAUGACAGUAGAUGUACCCCUAUAGAGGACAGAGGGUCAAUAUGUAUAUAUUUUUAUAUUGCUAUAAAGUUUACUGGCCUGAAUGUUAUUGGUUUUAAUAAAUAAUAUAUGACCAGUAUUUUUUAUUUCAUCCUUUUCAUGUUUUUCUGUGUGUUGGCUGUAGAGCAGAAACUAUUAGUUGAUUAAAAUAGACAAAAAAUAAACUAUUCUGACAAUCAA